AUGGAAUAUGAUACCAAUGAUACGUGGCGAAGAUCGUCGUCUCCAAAAUUCGAGGAUAAGAAAUGUAAACCCUUACCAAGAAGGUCAACCACUACAGCCGUUAUCGUCUUAGGCUUAGCUGUUUUGAGCUGUCUAAUGGGCUACUGUGUUUUGAGUGAAACAUUGCCGUAUGAGUCAAAAACUCUACGUCUUGUUAUUAUUUUGUUUCGCCAUGGGGCCAGGGCUCCUGUGUCUUCUUACAAAAGCGAUCCGUUUAAAAACUAUCAAUGGCCUGAUGGUCUUGGAAGUUUGACUAAUGCAGGCAAAGUUCAGUUAUAUGAGCUUGGCAGAAAGUAUCGCAUGUAUUAUGCUAACUUCAUUCCUGAGGAGUACCAAGAAAAGGAUGUUUACAUACGGAGCAGUGACUCUUCACGUUGUCUAAUGAGUGCUUACACUUUCUUAGCUGGUUUAUAUCCACCAUCGGAAAGGCAAAUUUGGCACCCUGAACUACUCUGGCAGCCUAUUCCAGUACAUUCAUUGCCUAGAGAGCUUGACAAUGUUGUAGCUGCAACAAAGUCAUGUAACUCUUGGAAGACCAUGUACCAAGCUCUAUUGGCUGAAAAUAAUGCUGAUCCAAAGUAUGCAGAGUUAUUUGAUUCUUUGAGCAAAUACACCAAUCAGAGUAUGCGAAGUAUUUUAGAUGUAGAUUUCCUGUUCAGUACACUGCAGGCUCAACAGGAAGCAGGUUUAAAAUUACCGGAAUGGACACGGAAUGUGUUUCCUACUAAAAUGAAACAACCAUUCAUGCUUAGCUUGGCUUUGUUGUCAUACAAUGAGAGUUUGCAAAGGUUACAUACAGGUCCAUUACUCAAUAAUAUUAGGACCCAUCUCCAAGAAGCAGUGACGCACACAAACAUGGAUAGAGCAUUGUACAUUUAUUCAGGGCAUGAUGUUAAUUUGGUGUCCUUAAUGCGAGCCUUGGGUCACACUGACUUGUUGGAACCGGAGUAUGGUGCUAGUAUAUUGCUUGAGUUACAUGAAGAAGUAGAACAGGACACAUUUUACAUUAAAUUGUUCUAUCGUAACAAUACUAAGGUAGAAGUACCAAUGGAAAUAAGGAUCCCGUUUUGUACCGAACCCUGUACUUAUGAGAAAUUUAUUGAACAUCUUGGAACAUUGAUACCAACUGAUUGGGAAGGAGAGUGUCAGAAUUGA
Messenger RNA from Leptosia nina, 1194 nucleotides. NCBI's taxonomy places the organism in Eukaryota, Metazoa, Arthropoda, Insecta, Lepidoptera, Pieridae. The record is from the annotation of a GenBank genome assembly.